This is a messenger RNA of Photinus pyralis (common eastern firefly), 941 nucleotides long. RefSeq names its product clathrin light chain (gene Clc). Gene Ontology annotation, biological process: clathrin-dependent endocytosis; intracellular protein transport; clathrin coat assembly. NCBI's taxonomy places the organism in Eukaryota, Metazoa, Arthropoda, Insecta, Coleoptera, Lampyridae. The transcript has 6 exons. The coding region runs from base 82 to 741 and encodes 219 amino acids. Gene Ontology annotation, molecular function: structural molecule activity; clathrin heavy chain binding. The record is from RefSeq and is a predicted model, not a curated record. Gene Ontology annotation, cellular component: synaptic vesicle membrane; plasma membrane; clathrin coat of trans-Golgi network vesicle.
GGUAUACGACGUUGCAACACAGCCAUAACUGUCAUUUGUUCAUUUCACUUGUGUCAUCGAAAAGUGAACAUUUUGAAAAUAAUGGGCGACUUUGGUGACAAUUUCGAUAUAGAUCCUGCUGCAGAAUUUUUGGCACGAGAACAAGACGAACUCGCCGGUCUUGACGAUGAAGUUAAAAACGUUAUUACAGUUGUACCCCCGCAUAUCGAUGACACCACUACAAAUGUAUUCAAAGAGAACUCUGAAAGCUUUGAGAUGAUCAAUGGAAUUGAACAGGAUUUUUACGAUGAUUCCAAAGAGCAAGAUAGUGAACCUGCAGUGAAUGGUUUUAUGGAGACUAUAUCGCCGUCACCGCCUCGUCAUGAAAAGAAAGAGGAGCCAGAAAAGAUUAAAAAAUGGCGAGAAGAACAGAAAACUAGAUUGGAAGAGAAAGAUAGGGAAGAAGAAAUCAAGAAAGAAGAGUUACGGCAAAUUGCUGCAAAAGAACUUCAAGAUUGGUAUAAACAUCAUGAGGAACAAAUUGCUAAAACUAAAGCAGCUAAUAGGGAAUCUGCAAAAAAUGCAGAGAAACAGUUUGUAGCGGAAGAUAACGAAAUCGAACCAGGCACAGAAUGGGAACGAAUCGCCAAACUCUGCGACUUUAAUCCGAAAGCGAGCAAAGGAAAUAAGGAUGUCUCACGCAUGCGAUCGAUUAUUUUGCAGUUAAAGCAAUCGCCACCUCCUGUUACCAAUAAAGCUUAGGAAUGUUUUUGUAUGUACUAUAGAGGAUUCCAUUUAAUUAACGAAAUAAUAUAUUAAGAAGGGCCGUUUUUCUCUUUCAUGGUACAGUUUAUUUCAUUUUACGAGUGUAUGUAAAAGAAUGAUGGAUGUUUUUUUAUUGACAAAAAUUACUUUAAUUAUUAGAAAAAUAUUUUUGUGUUGCAAUAUAUACUUUAAUAUUA